GCACCUGUGUGGAUAUUUGAGCAUGUAGUGUAUUGAAUAUUUGGCUGUAAUUAGUUAGUGUAAUUACAUAUUUUGUGUUUGGUAUCUCAUUUGUUUCUAUAGCUGUAAGUGAUGUGAGUGUGUGUGCAUUCUAAUCGUGUGUUAUUAUUAAAAUAAAUUGGUAAUAAAUUGCGUCGUAUUAAAUUGAUUGUGUGGUUAUGAUUCGACAUGUCUCUCCAAAGAGGUGGGAGGGGCGAUUUUCGAUACUGUUUCUAUUAUUGUGAUAAUACUGGUUUUGAAAUAUACGAUUUGGAAGGGCCAGGACAAACUGUAGCAUUAGUGAGCAAUGGUGUGAACGUCGAGGGUGCAACACAUAAACAGGUCGUUGAUCUCAUCAAGUCCGGCGGGGACUGCUUGACUCUGACUGUCAUAUCUGUUACGCCAAAGGAGGCCGAGCGUCUAGAGCCAUGCGACGACGGUUCAGCGCCGAUUGGCGUCAUCGGCGGCGCUGCCAACUCCCGCGCCACAGUGUACCAACGUUACGACUACACGGACAAGAGAUCCCUGCCAGUGUCGAUACCGGACUACAGGGUGGUGAUGGAGAGGAGUACAGGGAGGUCGUACGUGGCCUUCAACGUGCACAUGGCCGGGAGGCAUCUGUGUAGUCGCCGGUACAGGGAGUUCGCAGCGCUGCAUCAGAUAUUGAGGAAGGAGUUUAUUGGCUUCAAUUUCCCGAAACUGCCCGGGAAAUGGCCAUUCACACUCAGCGAACAACAGUUAGAUGCGAGAAGAAGGGGUCUAGAACAGUAUUUAGAGAAGGUAUGCGCAGUUCGCGUGAUCGCAGAAUCGGAUGCGGUACAAGAGUUCCUCACUGACUCGGACGACUCGUCCAACCCGUCGCCCGUGGACCUCAAGGUGCUGUUACCGGACAAGGCCGUGGUCACGGUGUCCGUGCUGAAGUCGACGAACGCCGACGACGUGUACAGGGCUGUGUGCGAGAAGAUCGGCCUGUCCGCUAGUGUGCAGAAAUACUUCUAUUUGUUUGAAAUCGUGGAAUAUAAUUUUGAGCGCAAGCUGCAGCCGAACGAGUGUCCGCACUCGCUGUACAUCCAGAACUACUCGACCGCGUCGUCCAGCUGCCUGGCGCUGCGCAAGUGGCUGUUCAACCCGCAGAUCGAGCUCUCCGUCGUCGAGGAGGACCCCAAGGCCGCCGAGUUUAUAUUUUGGCAGGCGGUGGAGGACGUGAACCGCGGCGUGUGCUGCGCGGGCGCGCGCCUCUACCAGCUCAAGGCGCUGCAGGACGUGCGGCGCGCGCGCGACUACCUCGCGCUCGCGCGCUCGCUGCCCGGCUACGGCCACGUCGCCUUCCCGCCGCCCGCCGCGCCGCCCGCCCCCGCGCCGCCCGCCCCGCACCCGCUCGCGCUCGGCUGGGCGGGGCUGCAGCUGGGCGGCGCGGGGGGCGCGGGCGGGGGGGAGGAGCGCGUGGCGUGGCGCGAGGUGGUGUCGUGGCGCGCGGACGACGAGGCGGGCGCGGCCGCGCUGCUGUACCGCCGCGAGCGCCGCGAGCGCCCGCGCGCGCUGCUGCUGCACACGCCCUACUAUCAAUUCCUAUGCAAUUGCAUGGAUAGAAUAGCGGAAGAGGCGAAAUGGGUCGACACGGGCGAAUAAAACUCUCCGCGGCCGAUAGACCAGCUCACGUCUUGGAUGAUUCAGUAUUUAUAUAUUAAUGUUUAAUUGUCAUUAAUUUUAUAUAUCGGUUAAUAAGUAUAAUCGUAAAGUAUUAAACUUUCACGGCAAACAAAUCAUUCCUAUUUAAGUGAAUUGUUAAAAAUUUGUAUGUAUGUAUGUACACGGUUGCAAAUUGGAUGUUUUCGCUAGCUUACUGUAUCACUGUACACCACUCGUACUUAUAAUCGCUUUUUUAUAAAAUGAUAAUUUUUUAAUUUUUACAAUAACGAUAUCGAAAUAUAGUAUAAUGGUGAGUAAUAUACUUAACUUAUUUAUAUGGAUUUACUAAUAUUAAGUGUAAAUGUCGUAGUUGUCACAAAGAAAUAACGUGGUGCCAACAUUCACAAAUAUACUGCCACAUUUUUCCAUAGUAAAUACUGCUAAAGUAAUAAACGAACGAAGCAGUUGGCGAUUUUUUUAAUGUUUUACGAAUUAAUUGAAACUAGAAAGUGUAUGUAGUACGAAAGAUAACUUAUCAGUUGGUACUUUAGUGUAAUUAAAAGUUUCAUUUCGCAAGAAGGUAGAUGUAAAAAUAUCUCGCUAUCUAUCCUUUUCUUGUACGUAACACGCGUGUCACUCUGUCCUUGUCUAACAGUUAAAUAAAGAGCAUGAUCACGCGACAUUGGCCAGUCGGCCGCCGACCGUCGGCGGAGCAACACGUCUCUGUAGAGAUUAAAACGUUUCGGAACUAGGGAAAGAUCUCAUCAAAAUUGCUUGUUUAUUAGUGUAACUUUUAAAUUAAACGUAGCGAAUAUUGUUAUAACAUAAAUAGUUGUGUCGUCUGCUUGUUAUUGUUAACAUAACAUAUCUCGUUAGUGUAAUUAGCGAAAUUUAAAUUAAGUUCAAAACUUACUGUCAUAUAACGAUAUAUGCGUCAAUUAAAAAUACCACUAUUUAGCUAAAUUUUGUAUCUUUAUAUCCAUCAUGAUUCCUUGUAUAAUUUAUUAUUAUUACCAAUUAUUGUUCUGUUGCUAUAAGCGCUGACGUGUAAUUUGUUAAAUGUGGUUUUUCUGUCUUUAUUAAAUUAACUGUAAUAAAUUUUAUUUGUCAUCUUUUAGCUUAAAUUAAACUAAAAAAAAUCCCAAGUAACUUUUAUAAAGAUUGCAAUGAUUUCAUUAUAUGAUUGAUAAACAUUAUGUUAUUUAGUAAAGGUCGUUUAACCGAUUUUAAGUGCAAUUGUGAAAAUAUAAAAACUUAGUUUCAGAUAAUAUAUUAUAUUUUAAAACAGAGAAGGUUUAAAUAGCAGUAUUAAAAUAUGAGAUACAAACAAAAUUAUCGGUGCCAUAAUGCCAUUGUACCACCUAUUGAGAUAACGCUUUCAGCCUGCUGUUUAAACGAACUUAACGGUUUUAUAUCACGGUUAUAUUAUUAUAUUGCAGCAUAUUUACAGCUUUGAGAUUAAAUGCUAUUUAUGGAUGUCGGCCAAGUGCGGGUUUGCGGAAAAUAACGGUUUGUUCUUGAACCAUAGAGCUAAUGAUGUCUAUAGAACAAACAGUUUUGGUCGAUUUUUUUACUUUUAAAACCGCUUAGUGAUUAAAACCGAUGAUUUAUUACCGUUAAAAGAUCAAUAUAAUAUUCGGCGUACAGUAUUUAUAAGUUCAAAUAGCUUGUGAUAGUUUAUUUUACUUUUAUUGUAUAUAAAUAUAUUUAUAUCGCGUUAUUCGUUAGAUAAGUAUUGAUAUAUCAUGACAGUUGUACUUAGUUCUGUAGGUUUUGGCUGCGAUGUCUCUUCUAGACUCUUUCUCAUCUUUUCUCCAUUUUUUUGUCUUUCUGCUCUGUUAUUAUUGAAAAUUGUGAAUGUUAUGAAGGCGAGAUGGUUUUUUAUAAUGUAUAAUUAAGUUCUUUAAAAGAUAUAAAUGACGUAUCGAUACAAAAAGAGAUUUUUGUGGCGUUUUUUUAAAUUAAUGUGUGUAGAUGAAACUCGAUAUUUUGUGGUAUUUCAUUUAUUUUCAAUUUUGGCGGGUUUUAUAGCUGGUUUUAUAGUGAUUAAUGUUUUAUUAUGAUUGCUAUUACUUUCUGUGCCUAUAUUAUUAUUAUUUUUUUAUACAUUUUUGUUUAUUUUUAAAAUAUUAAUUAUCUAAUUAGACCAAUUACAAGAUACUAUAGAUAAUCGCAUAUUUUGUAAUCGCAGCCAAGAAUAAAAAGCCUAUGUAAUAUGGUUAAAAAUCUCAUUUUUUAUAACUAUUGAUUUUUGUAGUUAAUAUUGGUGUAGUUAUUUAGAGUUUGUGGGUUUUAUAAAAGUUAAUAAAAAUUGUUUAUUCUUCUGUUCAUUCUUAAUUAUUUUCGAUUUAUGUAUUUUUGUUUAUAAUAUUUUUUAAAUGUAUGUGAUUUUAUUUUUAAUCCUUUAUUAUUAUGUUGUGUAACACAUUAAAAGUUGUUUCAAUUAAUAAUCUAUAAUAGAAAAACCCUUCAAACUCUAAGUCCGCCUAGACGCACCAUUAUGCUUGCGUAGUUUCACUACUACAGUUGCAGUUUGCGCAAACUUUAUAUAUAAUAUAUACAUAUAUAUUCGGGUUGAAACCUUAUUCGUGCAAUAAUGGAGCCUUAAAGACAGCUAUAUAAACAGUUAUUCGCAGCUUCCACAGUUUAUAACGUUUAUGUAUUGUGAUAGAUUUUAUUUAUGUACGAGUAUCCGAACGGAUGAAAAACAAAUGUCUACGGUUAGUUUAGCGCGCGAAUUACUGUCAUGCUCAUAUAUUUUUUUUCAUGUUCUGAAUAUACGAUAAAUUAUUAACAGACGUUCCCAAAAAUGAAGGAAAUCAUUUUUAUUUUUUUUUCAUCAUUUUUUUCAUGUGUUGUUGUCAUUUGGCCCCAUUCUGGGGCGAUAACUCCCUCCUGGGGACGUCGGUAACCUUUUUUUAUGAAAAAUAUUUAUUUCGUGCUGUUUUAAGUUUUAUAUUUUUUAAAUUUUAACAUAUAUUUCUUAUUAUUGCUUACAAUUUAAUAAACGAUAAUUAUUCAUGACGUUAAAUCGUUGCUAAAUUGUUUUUCACUGUAUGUUAUUGUUUGUAUGUAUGCUACACGUCGUAAUGUGCUUAUACUAGAUAUAAUGCCUGUAAUAAUAAUGAAAUAAUAAUCUUUCAAUAUAUAAAUACAUAUUUUACCCAAUGAUUUUCUUUCAUCACGUUUUAAUGAUGUAAAGUCAUAGAUAUCAAGUCAAGUCAUAUGCUAAUAAAAAUUGCAGAUUUUUUUAUAUUAAUUGACAGGAAUUUUAAAUAUGGUACUUAAGAUUUUAUUUCGGUGAUUGUUUUUGAAACGGUAAAUAAAUGUUUGGGGCUGAAUAUUAAAUUUUUACCUUAAUUAAUAUCAUACGAAGAAUAUACAAUCGUUUUAAUUGUAAGAGAUCCUUUAUUUUCAGUGUAUCUACUUUAGGUUAUAUAGGAAACGCUUCUGCUACAGGCAUCGCUGUGAUAAAGGAAUAGUGAUAAAAUAGUAAUUACCUGUACAAGUUUUUAAUGAAAAUCUUGUCAAUAAUUUAUCCGUACUUCAUCUUUUAAAGGUAAAAAAUACGUUAAUUAUCGAAUCUCGUUUAAAUAUAGUAAAAGUCUAGACUAAUUAUCAAAUAGGUAAAAAAAAGUUAUUGUAUAAUAUAAUUUUGUAAGGGAAAAAGGUCCUUCGAGCAUGUUGGGUAAAAUAAUUUUUGU
This is a messenger RNA of Zerene cesonia (dogface butterfly), 5351 nucleotides long. It is a transcript of the gene Snx27, whose product is annotated as sorting nexin-27. The record is from RefSeq and is a predicted model, not a curated record. The transcript is spliced from 8 exons. Gene Ontology annotation, molecular function: phosphatidylinositol-3-phosphate binding; protein binding. Bases 208 to 1647 code for a protein of 479 amino acids. Lineage: Eukaryota; Metazoa; Arthropoda; Insecta; Lepidoptera; Pieridae. Gene Ontology annotation, biological process: signal transduction; intracellular protein transport. Gene Ontology annotation, cellular component: early endosome.